Messenger RNA from Pipistrellus kuhlii (Kuhl's pipistrelle), 444 nucleotides. RefSeq names its product small integral membrane protein 27 (gene TZMP1). The record is from RefSeq and is a predicted model, not a curated record. The transcript is spliced from 2 exons. The coding region runs from base 138 to 296 and encodes 52 amino acids. NCBI's taxonomy places the organism in Eukaryota, Metazoa, Chordata, Mammalia, Chiroptera, Vespertilionidae.
CGGAGGCCAGGGGGCGGGCCUUCGUGCCCGGAUGUAAGAUGGCCGCCGCCGCCGCCCGACAGCCGCCGCCUCGCAGGUUACGCUAGGAGGGCCUGCAGGGCCUGCCCGCGCCCGCGGAUCGCCGUGGUCUCCUUACCAUGAGGCCAGUGAGUCGCCGCACCCUGGACUGGAUUCGCUCCGGGUUGCUCCUCGCGAUCGUAUUACUUUCCUGGGGAUAUGUCAUCUAUGCAUCGACAGUAGCCGCUCGACGACAACUAAGGAAGAAAUACCCAGACAAAAUAUUCGGGAAUGAAUGAAAUUUAUAAUUCCUCUAGAUUUUAUUCUAUGCAAAUACUUCAUGUUUACCUGACACAUGUCUAUAAAGUAAAAUCCGCAAUACAAAAUUUCCAAAUUUAUUAUUGUAUACAGCCCUUUAUAAAUAAACCAUGAAUGUGCUACCUUUUC